AUGAAAAUGGCUAUGGCACAAAACAAAUCAUCAAUAGUUUCCAUAAAUGUAGGAGUUGUGUUGGACAUGGAUGAAUGGUUUGGAAAAAUGGGUUUGAGUUGUAUAUCUAUGGCUUUAUCGGACUUUUAUAGCAUUGAUGGCUCUAAUUAUAAGACUAGGUUGGUUCUCCAUACUCGUGACUCGAAGAAAGAUGUUGUUGGUGCUGCUGCAGCAGCACUUGACCUAUUGAAGAAUGUUGAAGUGGAAGCCAUAAUAGGUCCAAUUUCAUCAAUGCAAGCAGAUUUCCUCAUCAAUUUAGGCCAAAAAUCACAAGUUCCAAUCAUCUCCUUCUCUGCAACGAGUCCAUCAAUUUCAUCAUUCCGCAAUCAAUAUUUUGUUCGUACAACUCAUAACGAUUCAUCUCAAGUAAAACCUAUCAGUUCAAUAAUCCAAUCAUUCGGAUGGCGACAAAUCGUACCAAUUUACAUCGACAAUCAAUUCGGAGAAGGAAUAAUCCCCUUUUUAGCAGAUGCAUUGGAAGAAAUCAACACUCGUAUACCUUAUCGAAGUGUAAUUUCUGAAUUCGCCACUUUAGAUCAGAUCAAAUCUGAGCUAUUGAAAUUGAUGAAUAUGCAGACUAGGGUUUUUAUUGUGCAUAUGCCGAUUUCACUCGGAUCGAAGCUUUUUGCAAUGGCGAAGGAAAUUGGUAUGAUGAGUGAAGGUUUUGUUUGGAUUGUUACAGAUGCAAUGGCGAAUCAACUGAAUUCGAUGGAUGCUUCGGUUAUUGAAUCUAUGGAAGGUGUUAUUGGGGUGAAACCUUAUGUACCGAAGAGUAAAAAAGUUGAGGAUUUUACUCAGAGAUGGAAGAUCAAGUUUCGAGAAGAAAAUCCGAGGAUUGUUGAUGUGGAAUUGGAUGUGUAUGGAUUAUGGGCUUAUGAUUCUGCUACUGCAUUAGCCAUGGCUGUGGAGAAAUCGAGAAUCAGUGGCGCCUUUUUUCGUAAACCAAAUGUUUCAGGAAAUGCAACAGAUCUUGAAGCUUUUGGAGUUUCGAGGGAUGGUCCAAAGCUUCUUAAAGCUAUACUAAACACUACUUUCAAAGGCCUUAGCGGAAACUUUCAACUUGUGGAUGGACAAUUGCAAUCUCCACCUUAUCAGAUCAUCAAUGUUGUUGGUAAUGGUGCUAAAGAAAUUGGAUUUUGGACAAGAGAAAAUGGCGUUGUUAGAAAACUGAAUUCUAGACGUGGAUAUUCUGUUUCUAAGGAGAAUUUUGGAUCCAUUAUAUGGCCUGGUGACACUACUUCUGUUCCUAAAGGUUGGGUGAUACCAACAAAUGGGAAGAAACUGAAAAUUGGAGUUCCAGUGAAGGAUGGUUUCACCGAGUUUGUGAAAGUUACAAGAGAUCUUACAACUAACACAACGACAGUUACUGGAUACUGCAUCGAUGUUUUUGAUGCAGUGAUGGAAGCAUUACCAUAUUAUGUUCCUUAUGAAUAUGUUCCUUUUGCUGCUCCUGAUGGAAAGAGUGCAGGAGAUUAUAAUGAACUGGUUUAUCAAGUAUUUCUUGGGAACUUUGAUGUUGUUGUAGGGGACACUACCAUUGUCUUGAAUAGGUCACAAUUUGUAGACUUUACAUUACCAUACACGGAAUCUGGAGUUACGAUGAUGGUUCCAAUCAAAGAUGAUAAUAGAGAUAAUACAUGGGUAUUCUUGAAGCCAUUGACUUGGGAGCUCUGGCUAACAAGCUUCUGUUCUUUUGUUUUCAUUGGCUUCGUCAUUUGGCUACUUGAACAUAGAGUAAAUGAAGACUUCAGAGGACCUUUUUGGCAUCAAGUUGGCAUGAUCUUUUGGUUCUCCUUCUCAACUAUGGUCUUUGCACAGAAGGAGAGGAUCGUAAGCAAUUUGGCGAGGUUUGUAUUGAUCAUCUGGUUCCUAGUGGUACUCAUAUUGACUUCAAGCUAUACAGCAAGUCUUACAUCAAUGUUAACAGUUGAAAAACUCCAGCCAACUGUUAAAGAUGUAAAAGAACUUCUGAAGAGCAAGGACUAUGUGGGCUACCAACCGGGUUCUUUUGUAGUAGGACUAUUACGAAAAAUGAACUUUGAUGAGGACAGGCUUAAGGCAUAUAAGACUCCAGAGGAAUGCGUUGAUUUACUCGCUAAAGGAAGUUCAAAUGGUGGUAUUGCUGCUGUUUUCGAUGAGAUUCCUUAUGUGAAGCUUUUCCUUGCAAAUUAUUGCUUGAAAUUUACCACGAUUGGACCUACGUAUAAGACUGAUGGCUUUGGAUUUGCCUUCCCGAUAGGAUCUCCUCUAGUACCUGAUGUUUCGAGAGCAGUGUUGAAUGUGACAGAAGGUGAAAAGAUGGUACAAAUAGAGAGAGCAUGGUUUGGUGAAUCUACAUGUUCCGAUUCUAGUACAUCACUCUCCUCCAACAGUCUUGGCCUAGAUAGCUUCUGGGGACUCUUUGUCAUGGCUGUAAUUGCUGCAGUUUUGGCUCUCGUCAUCUUUCUAACGAAAUUCAUACAUGAGCAUUGGCACAUCAUAAGACGAUCUAAUCUUUCAUUGCGCGAAAGAAGCAGAAUCUUGGCCAGGAAGUUUGACACAAAGGACUAUAGUUGUCAUACUUUCAAGAAAAGUGAACUAAGAGAUGUACUAGCAGAUUCAACACAUGAUUUAGAUUGUUCGCGGAGUCCUCAUGGUAACUUGUCAUCGUUACCUUCUCCACGAACUAUUGGACCACCAAGUCCAAGCAAUUCUAGUCAUACAGAGCAGAUGUUACAUUUUCCAGGGGAGGAAGGAGAUUCACCUUCGCGUGGCGAGAAUGAAGCAGUUAAUGGUCAAGUAGAAAUGGUUUAA
Messenger RNA from Solanum verrucosum, 2832 nucleotides. RefSeq names its product glutamate receptor 2.8-like. Gene Ontology annotation, molecular function: glutamate-gated receptor activity. The record is from RefSeq and is a predicted model, not a curated record. Bases 1 to 2832 code for a protein of 943 amino acids. The transcript is spliced from 6 exons. Lineage: Eukaryota; Viridiplantae; Streptophyta; Magnoliopsida; Solanales; Solanaceae. Gene Ontology annotation, cellular component: plasma membrane.